Messenger RNA from Aspergillus calidoustus, 789 nucleotides. Lineage: Eukaryota; Fungi; Ascomycota; Eurotiomycetes; Eurotiales; Aspergillaceae. The record is from the annotation of a GenBank genome assembly.
AUGCCUCCGGAUCGCUCAUCAUUUACAGCUUUGAAUCUGCCUGCAGAUUUCACGCUUCCACAAUGCAUGGAAUACUUCACCCUGACCGCGGGACCGAAUACCGAUCUCUGGCGGAAACCGCUGAACGGCGAUACCUCGACAGCUCCUAUUGUCUUCACCUCAUUACGCAGUUCCUUCCUAGUCGCCGAAGUGACCGUAACUGCGGACUUUGAGAUGGAAUGGGAUCAGGGUGGACUGGUCAUUUUCGCCGGGGCUGCUCCCCAGUCGGAUUCUCCAAACAACGUGCCCUUAUCACGGUCCAAUCGAUUCGGUGGGAACCCGCAGAACACCGCGCAGCCAUCUAGUAAGUGGGUCAAGGCUGGUAUGGAAUUCAGCUCCGGAACAGUCAACUUCUCGUCAGUUAGUGCCACGGCUGAUGGGGCCGACUGGUGUGGCUCAGAAAUCCUAGUACCGGAUCAUCGUCCGUCAUCAGCCAUCCAUUCCCUCCGCAUUAAGCUAGAACGAAUGGGCCAUGCACUAUGGGUCUCGUACCAAAUACCGACAAUGUCUCCAUAUGCAGCCAGGCCGGGGGACGUGGGGAGCACUUGGAAGAAGGUGCGAGAAGUCACCUGGUUCUUCUACGGGGUAGACGACAAAUUCAUCCACGUGGGAGUCUAUGCGAGUCGACCGGCGAAUAUCCCGCGCAACGGCACCGUUUAUGACAUGGUUCAUCGAUCACGGUUGAACUCUAAUCCACCCGGGGUCGGGGAUAGUUUGGUGGUAGAGUUCGAAGAUCUGGAGAUCUUGUGA